GUAUAGAAUUUGACAAAUAAAUUAGUCUAUAGUAGGGUAAAGAAUACAAAGUUAUAUUUUAUCUUACUUAGAGAUACAGUAAACACACAAUUUUUGAAGAAUUCUAGUAGAUUUACAGUACCUCUGCAAUGAGAUGGGAAGAGAAAAGUCAGUCAAAGAAGAUAGAACAGCCUAAACUUGCAUUGCCAAGAUCCUUUUAUCUUCUUUGGCUGACUUCUCUUACCUCAUCUUACUGAAGAGGUACAGUAAAUCUACCAGAAAUAUGAACAAAUGUAGGGUUUACAUUACCUCUAAAUAAGCUAAAACCUCAUUUUAAUCUUCGAUUAUCGAAUCAACGAAACAAUUUCCCAAGGCUCAACCUUCUGAUAAUCUUGAUAAAUGUCUUCGAAGAUGAUAUCCCUUCUCAUAAUUUUGGUGAAAGUUUUCUUUAAGAUCAGAAUGAAGAAAAUCUGGAAUUUUCUCCUUUUGGAUUAAAAAUUUCUAGCACAAUAUAUACUCUUUGGAUUUUUCUAACUUUCUCUUAGACUAUUUUUUGGUUUGAUAGCUAGAGAUGUAGAGGCUUUAUAUAUGCUUUGGAUUCAUGUGGGGUUCGAUUCUCAAUGAAAUUAUUUUUUAUU
Moneuplotes crassus is the source of this 617-nucleotide messenger RNA. The record is from the annotation of a GenBank genome assembly. Lineage: Eukaryota; Ciliophora; Spirotrichea; Euplotida; Euplotidae.